Molecule: messenger RNA, 218 nt
Organism: Gilbertella persicaria
Lineage: Eukaryota; Fungi; Mucoromycota; Mucoromycetes; Mucorales; Choanephoraceae
Exons: 1
Source: RefSeq, a predicted model, not a curated record
AUGCAAGAAGUUGUAAAUAAACCAGUUGAAAUGCAUGUCAGCAGCAAUCAAUUUACACGUAACGAUAUCAUCUAUUUCGAUAUAUAUAUAUAUAUGGAUUUUGAACCGCUCAAAAAACUUGACGAAAUGAAGGCUAUCAAACCUGAAGUUGUCGCUGAUCAAUGUCGCAGCAAACGAGUACAUAUUAAUCAUAAUGACAAAAAGAAGCAACUCUUUUC